Molecule: messenger RNA, 1710 nt
Organism: Peronospora matthiolae
Lineage: Eukaryota; Oomycota; Peronosporomycetes; Peronosporales; Peronosporaceae
Source: the annotation of a GenBank genome assembly
AUGUGGCGAUCGUUCGUGCGCACGUCCGGCCUCGCGUCGCUCCCUGCGGCCGCGCUCGCCGCAACGUUCUCCUCUUUCUCCUCUCCGCCAUCAUCUGAACCCGUGCGUGGUCUCUCCGACGCACCCAUUCCCGACGCGCACCCCGUCCUACCGCCUUCAGGAGACAAAGUGCGGCUCUCGCGUCGCUUCACGCGCCGCAAACAGACGAAACACCAUCGGUACGUCAUCGUCGGCUCCGGCACGGCCGCCAACGCGGCCAUCGAGGCCAUCCGGCAAGAAGACGCGCACGCCGACAUCCUCGUCCUGAGCGACGAGAACGCGCGACCGCGGCGCGACUUUACCUCGAGCGUGUGCCGUGCGGCCGACGACCGCCACCACGUUCCGCCGGCCGACGAGCCGCUGUCGCCCGCGCUGCUCCAGAGCUACAACGAGUGGCGGCGCCACUUGAGCGCGCGGUUUGAGGACGACGUCGUGUCGUCUUUGAACGCGCCGCCGCCGCUGACGCUGCUGCUCGACAAGCGGCCGCUCGAGUUUGACGUGGAGAAGAACCGCGUCCUCUUGGGCGACGGCACCGAGGUGCGCUACGAGCGCUGCCUCGUGGCGUCGGCCGGCCGCCCCAAGCACUUUUACGUGCUGGACAGCGACCGCCUCUCGUACGCGCUCAAGGACCGCGUCAACACGUGCACGACGCGCGCGGACUUUGGCCGCCUCGACCAGCUCGUGGCCGUGCCGUCGCUAAGCGGCCGCACCGACGUGCACCGCGUGCUCGUGAUUGGCGCCGGCUUUCUCGGGUGUGAAGUCGCGUGCGCCUUGGCGACCGACGGCCGCAACCCCGACCGUCUCCAGACCACGCUCGUGUUUGUCGAGCACGCGCCCGGGGCCCGGACACUGCCGCGGUACCUCGCCGACGACCUCGCGCGUCGCCUCGUGCGUGUCGGCAUUGACGUGGUGCCGGACCGUCUCGUCACGAGCUUGCGGCCGCGCGUCGACGACGAGAACAAUGAGAGCGACCGCGGCGUCACGGUCCGCGUGCUCGGCAAGGACAAACCGGAAGCGGUGCUCGACGCCGACUACGUCGUGCUUGCGUCCACGCACACGGACCCGGCGCCGACGCUCCGGAUGGGCCGCGCCACACGCGCUGGCGGCGGCCUCGAGCGCGACGAGAAGAACGGCGGACUGGUGGUCAAUGCCCAGCUCGAGGCCGUCUCGGGGCUCUUUGUCGCUGGGAACGCGGCCAGUUACUAUGAUCCGUACUUGGGUCGACGACGCGUGGACCGGUACGACCACGCCGUGAACAGCGGCUUGACAGCCGGCCGGAAUAUGGCCCGGUCGCUCUUGGGGGCCGGCAAAAUGAAGGUCUAUCGACACCAGCCCUUGUUCCGGAGCCACCUCCCGGGCGUCGGCGUGCUGAUGGAAGGGAUUGGAGAAGUGGAUGCGUCGCUGCGGACCGUUGGCGUGUGGGUGCGGCCGCCUUCCAGUCUUGGCACAGACGUCGAUGGAGCUCGAGACCUGUCGUACGAACGCGGCAUCGUGUAUUAUCUUAAGGGGAACAAGAUCAUGGGCAUCUUGCUGUGGAACGCUUCGGACGUGCUGGAAAGUGCCCGGCAGCUCAUGCUAUCGAGACCGGAGAUCCGAGACAAUGUCGUGGACGAGUUGAAGCACACGAUCUCGCUUGCGCCGAACGAGUGGCUGCACGUCGUGUCCACGUGA